AUGAAUAAUAAUCCCUCAGUAAUUCCAACUACUAUGGAUGAGAAUUCUGCCAUCGUUUCUGCACUCACCCAUGUCAUAAGUGGCGGUAUUGACGCUGGGCCAAGUGCAGUUGUGAUCACAGAGAAUCUGCCGCAGCAAAACAUAUGUGGCCAUUGUGGAAUGAGAAUUCCAGAAGAGUGUUUGGGCUGUGAUUUAUACACGCCGGGUGGUGGAGAGGAGAGGAAGGAGAAGAGAUACAGAGGGGUUAGUUUACGGACGUCAGGAAAAUGGAGCGCGGAGAUUAUGGUUCCGGGGAAAGUGCGCAAGUGGCUGGGGACUUUCAGUACUGCGGGAGAGGCCGCAAGAGCUUACGACCGGGCCAGCAUUCGAUAUAGAGGAAAGACCGCCAAGACCAAUUUUUCGGUGGAGGAAUACCCGGAGAUUGAACCGGAAGAUAAUGCUUAA
Helianthus annuus (common sunflower) is the source of this 444-nucleotide messenger RNA. RefSeq names its product ethylene-responsive transcription factor ERF122. The coding region runs from base 1 to 444 and encodes 147 amino acids. NCBI's taxonomy places the organism in Eukaryota, Viridiplantae, Streptophyta, Magnoliopsida, Asterales, Asteraceae. The record is from RefSeq and is a predicted model, not a curated record. Gene Ontology annotation, molecular function: DNA binding; DNA-binding transcription factor activity. Gene Ontology annotation, biological process: regulation of DNA-templated transcription. The transcript has a single exon.